CUUAAAUUAUCGUUGUUUUUAACUCUUCACUAACUAAAUGUGAUAGGCUGUCAUAUAACGUUAGCCUAGCUUAAAAAAGUGCCACAAUGCCUCUGUCAACGCAGUUGCAAGCCGAUGAUGAACAAUACGUUUUAGUGGCCAGUUUGGACAAUGCUCGCAGUCUGUCCAAUUUACUGAAAGCCAUCACAUUCAAAGACCACGCCAUCUUCAGCGCCACACCCAAUGGCCUAAAGGUCACUGUGGAGGACUCCAAAUGUCUGCAAGCCAAUGCCUUCAUCCAGGCGGAGAUCUUCCAAGAGUUCACCAUACGGGAAGAUUCGGUGGGUUUCCAGGUCAACCUCACAGUUCUGCUGGACUGCCUUAAUAUCUUUGGAGGAACCGCAGUACCUGGAGUGUCAACAGCCUUGCGGAUGUGCUACAGGGGGUACGGUUACCCCCUCACGCUGUUCCUGGAGGAGGGUGGGGUAGUGACUGUGUGCAAGAUCAACACGCAAGAACCAGAGGAGCCAGUUGACUUUGAGUUCUGCAGCACCAAUGUAACAAACAAGGUGAUCCUGCAGUCAGAGAGUCUGAAGGAAGCCUUCUCUGAGCUGGACAUGACCAGUGAGGUGCUACAGAUCACCAUGUCCCCCAGCCAGCCAUACUUUAGAUUGUCUACAUUUGGGAACUCUGGAAAUGCCCAUUAUGACUAUCCCAAAGACUCUGACAUGAUGGAGCUGUUCCGAUGCGACAAGACACAAACCAACAGGUACAAGAUGUCCCUCCUGAAGCCGUCCACCAAAGCCCUGGCUUUGUCCUGUAAAGUCUCUGUGAGGACAGACAGCAGGGGCUUCCUGUCUCUGCAGUACCUGAUCAGAAACGACGACGGACAGAUCUGCUUUGUGGAAUACUUCUGUUGUCCUGAUGAGGAGGUGGAGGAGGAGUGACUAUAGUCUGUUGAAUGAACUUCAGGGGGGACCAUUCACUUUGAAUGAGUGGGAAAAGUCUGCGGUGCAGACAGGUAAUAAAUGCUGGACGUUAUAGGCAUAAUGAAUAUUGGGGAAGGUUGCAUUGUUUCAACAAAAUAACCAGGUUCAUCGUUUGCCAACAGUCUUUUGAGUGGAGCAUUGCACUGGAUUUGUGGAGUGAUAAUGUCACCUACUUGGUCUUGUUAGACCAUUAUCAUAGAAAGUACAUAGUCAUAGACAGAUAGGGAAAAUGAUUGUAUGUACAGUCACUGUAUAUAUUGUAUUAUUGUGCAUCCAUGGAGUUCCAGGUGUUUUGAGUCAGAAAACAUUGCCUGUAAUUUCUUGAACCCACAUGGUUUGUAGUCCAGUUCAGGCCACAGUCUGUACAGAUUUGUUUCUGGAGCUUCUUCUGCCUUUUGUCCCCUGACAUGCAGUGAGCUGGUCAACGGCCCAUAAAAUAUUUAAGACAGUCGUUUUCCUUUUUCUGUACAGUAGGUCUGCACUCCACAGGCCUUUGACUUCUAUGCACAAGCAUUGCCAUAACUGUCCUUCAAGUUUAAUGUGUAUGCCGACACCUUUGACAAGCAUUUGUUGGAAGUAUACAUCAGAUGACGCAGAAGAAGUUCAAAUUGUUUUAUUUUCAUGACAUUGAAAACAAUUGUGGUCACUCAAAAUCAAUAAACAAGUUGUUUUUUUACAUUGAUGGAAUAUUUGUUUAUCAAAAAGGAUGGGAAAAUAUUUCUUUUCAGUAUCGUAGUUACAAAUGGUACAGUCUUUCUGAGGGAGGGAGCAUAAAACAUAUUGUGUGAAUCCACAAACUAUGGCAACAGACAUUGAAGACAACACGUGCAUCUUUAAAAUGUUCUCGAAUUCUGUCACGUGAUAAUUAAACGACGUGUUGUACAGUUUCAGGUCUUUUCUUUUACCCUAACAAAGCUCAUAAUAUUGGACCGCACUGUUGCAUUACCACAUUUGCUUGAGACAACAUUGAAUCAUGGCCGCAGUAAGCCAUUCACUCGGCACGACAGUCCAUCCAGUUACCUGCGUGCCAUCCUUUGUCU
Anarrhichthys ocellatus (wolf-eel) is the source of this 2008-nucleotide messenger RNA. It is a transcript of the gene rad1, whose product is annotated as RAD1 homolog (S. pombe). The record is from RefSeq and is a predicted model, not a curated record. Lineage: Eukaryota; Metazoa; Chordata; Actinopteri; Perciformes; Anarhichadidae. Gene Ontology annotation, cellular component: nucleus; checkpoint clamp complex. Gene Ontology annotation, biological process: DNA damage checkpoint signaling; DNA repair. Bases 87 to 926 code for a protein of 279 amino acids. The transcript has 7 exons.